GCUUCACGAUUAAAUGCUUCCAUGGCAUGAGUCGUGACAGUAUAUUCUUAUUAAAAAAGUUGUAAGACUUGACGAGGUUCUCAAGAACUGAGGGUAAAACGAGAAUGGCAUACGGGAAACUACACGUACUACCAUUGAGUCUUUUCAUCUUAAUUCCCGUGACAUUUGUAAUUACAUACACCAUAUCGGUGCAAUGGGACCACGUGGUGCCUGGAUUCCCUUAUAUAUCAGAGACCGGCACAUUAUCCCCGGAAUCCUGCAUAUUUGCGCAGUGCCUAAAUAUCGCAGCUCUUUUACUCGGAUGCUGCGUCUACAUUAGGCACCGGCAAGUAUUGCAAUGGCAGAUAGAGAGAGGUCGUAACCUCGUAAGCAGAAGACUUAUCGUAGUGACCGCAUGCUGCGGUAUCCUUGCUUGUUUCGGUCUAGAUAUACUAGCCAAUUUUCAAGAAGCUCGUGUAAUCGCCGCUCAUAUGGUGGGAGCAAUGACUUGCUUUUCAGCUGGCACACUCUAUUUUUGCUUUCAGACAUAUCUGAGUUAUAAGAUGGUACCAGCAAUGAAUGGCACGAUUAUCGUUUAUGUACGCGCAAUUCUCUCAGCUCUCACGUUGAUAUUAACAAUCGCUACAAUAAUUCCUGGCUAUAUCUCGAUGUCUGAAUUUCAAGGUAAUGAUUACAAGAAGUGGCUACCAGCAGACGGUGGUUGGGGCUGGCACGUCGCCAGUACUAUAUGCGAAUGGAUUCUCGCGAUAGUCUAUUGCGCGUUUCUUCUCACAUUCGUUCUGGAAUUUCGAUUAAUUAACUUUGAAGAUCCCGUAGUUACGUUAAUGUAUUUGGAUAAAAUCGAGAACACGGAGUUACAUAAAACGGAAGCAACAACGCCACAAGAUACUUAUUGCACAUUAUCGCAAAGAAAAUAGUAAAGCAACAAGAAACCAGAAUAAUGAAAAUAGCAUAUAAGUAUAUACGUAUUAUAGAAUAUAAACAGAAAAAACAAUAAUUUAGUCAAUCACAACGGAAAAAUAAGACCUGACAUAUGAAUUUCCUAUGUUAAUAAAGAACAAAAUAUAG
Molecule: messenger RNA, 1068 nt
Organism: Nylanderia fulva
Lineage: Eukaryota; Metazoa; Arthropoda; Insecta; Hymenoptera; Formicidae
Product: DNA damage-regulated autophagy modulator protein 2-like
Source: RefSeq, a predicted model, not a curated record